Messenger RNA from Cokeromyces recurvatus, 2397 nucleotides. RefSeq names its product kinesin motor domain-containing protein. Gene Ontology annotation, biological process: microtubule-based movement. Lineage: Eukaryota; Fungi; Mucoromycota; Mucoromycetes; Mucorales; Mucoraceae. Gene Ontology annotation, molecular function: microtubule binding; microtubule motor activity; ATP binding. The record is from RefSeq and is a predicted model, not a curated record. Gene Ontology annotation, cellular component: nucleus; microtubule; kinesin complex. The transcript is spliced from 12 exons. The coding region runs from base 1 to 2397 and encodes 798 amino acids.
AUGGCACAAGAGACAAAAGUAGCACAUCAUUCUUCAUCAUCAUCUCCAAAUCCUCACAUUGACUUUUUUGCCUAUAAUCCUGAAAAGGAACCAAUUAAGGCUUAUUUACGUAUCCGUCCUCAAUCAUAUAACGAGCCUUUAAUACCAGAGCCUUAUCUUCAAAUUGUUGAUGAUUUAGAAGUUUGCAUGACACCUCCUGAAGAUUCAAAUGCUUUUCGCGCAAGGAAUCGAACACCAGAAAGAUACAAAUUUACAAAAAUAUUUACAGAAUCAGCAACACAAGAAGACUUUUUCAAUCAAACAACAUUGCCUUUAAUUCACGAUGUAUUGAGAGGAGAGAAUGCAUUGAUAUUUGCUUACGGCGUUACUAAUUCCGGAAAGACGUUUUCAAUUAUGGGGACCAAACAACAACCUGGAUUAUUACCUCGCACGUUAGAUGUUAUCUUUAAUAGUAUUAAUGAAUAUAAGAGUGACGCAAAAUUAAAGCCCUUUAUGCACAAGCAGCCUAUCAAUAGAGACCAUACAACAAUUGCGAUCGAUACAAACUUUGAAUAUGGUAUCUGGGUUUCAUUCGCAGAGAUCUAUACUGAAAAGAUUUAUGAUUUACUUAUCUCUCCAGACAACAUGUUUCAAAAACGCAAAGCACUCUCAUUAAAAUACGAAUACAAGAGCGGACACAAAUAUAUUGCUGGACUAAAAGAAGUGAAAGUAAAAUCUAUUGAAGAGGCUUACGCCAUUUUAUACGAGGGGCAAAAGAAUCGAGCUGAAUACUCGACUAUUAUAAAUCAGACGAGUAGUCGAAGUCAUAGUAUCUUUACAAUUCGUAUUGUGAGAGCACCUAUUGACAGUCAUAAUUAUGUCAUUGAGGACCCUACUUAUGCAACUGUAUCUAAAUUCUCAAUCGUUGACUUGGCUGGCUCAGAAAGAUAUAGGAAUACCUUAAAUUCAGGCCAAAGAUUAAAGGAGGCAGGAAAUAUUAAUAAAUCCUUAAUGGUUCUUGGGCAGUGCAUGGAAACAUUAAGAUUAAAUCAGUUAAAAUCUGCAAUUGGAAAGAAAAUUGCCCUAGUUCCUUAUCGUCAUAGUAAAUUAACAGAAUUAUUCAAGAGCUCAUUUGAAGGUGAUGGGAAGGCAGUGAUGGUUGUUAAUGUAAACCCGUUUAAUACAGGAUUUGAUGAAAAUAGCCACGUUAUGAAAUUUUCAGCAGUUGCCAAAGAUGUAGCUACAUGGAAACGUGUUCAUCCAAGAUUAGAGUUAAAGGAUAUAUCCAAAUAUGUGAAUAAGCGACUUCGAGUAACACCUAAGCAAAAGAAAGUGUAUUAUGGUAUUGAGUCUUUAAUGAAUGAUGAUGAAGACGACGACGACGACGACGACGAUGAUGAUGAUGAUGAGUCCUCGGAAGAUCCCUUUGUUGAUAAUUUAAUAGCACAAAUAGAAGAUUUACGUAAUAAGUGGUUGGAGGCAGAAACAAGAUGUGCUACCAUGGAAACAGAGAUUAGACAACAGGUCACUAAGGAAACGGAGAUUGAAUUAAAGAGAAUGGAAGAGAUUUAUAUGUCUUCGUUAAAAAGAGAGCUACAAGACAAACAAAAUUCAAUGUCUACAGAAAUGGAUAAAUUGUGUGUACAUUUAAAUGAACAUGAAGCAACAAAGCAUAGUUUACUUGAAAAGAUUUCCGAGCUUGAAAAAGAUAAACAAAAGCAACAAGAGCAAUUAAAUCGACUAGCAGCACAAAUAAAAGAAAAAGAUGCAAUAAUUGAAAAUCUAAAUUCUAUUGAAGAAACAAAUAUAGAACCAUUGGAUAAGAAUUCAUUCAUUUAUACAAAGUUCCUUAAUUUAAGAAGAAAGUUAAGAAGAAGUAUAUUUCGUAAUGAAGAGUACUCACAUGAUGCAGAUGUACUUAUGACAGAAAUAGAGCAAUUUGAAAAUGUUACGUUUGAACUUGUCAAGGAGACAAGUAUGGGCAAAUUAAUGAAACUAAUUGUAGAAAAGGAAUUUAAAAGUGAUCCAUAUAAAAUUCAUCAACGUUCUAAAAAAUUGUUAAAUUAUUAUAUAAAACUAUCUAUUUUAUCAUCACAGAAACGAGAAGAUAAGAUGAUUGUAUUGAAUACAAAUCAUGCAAAUCAAGAACAAGAAAUACGUACUACAUUGAGUAAACUAAAAGAAGAAAAUGGAAAAUUAAAGCAUAAAUUAAAACUUAUGCAAGAAAGUCAUAAACGAUUAAAAAAGGUCUUCGACAAUACAUGGUCUUUUGAAUAUGAUGAUGCUAAUACUAUACCAACCUUAUCCAUACCUGAAUCCUCUAAAACUCAACAGAAAGAAAACAAAGAAUUAGUAAAUAUAUUAUAUUAUAUAUGUGCUUGCUUUUUUUUUUUUUGUUUACUCAUCAAAUUAAAUUAG